CAGCAUGAGAGACUUGAGACCUGAUUCUUGGUUCUUCAGCUUUCUGGUUGGCAGUCUAUCCAGGAGCCUCUUUGCCUCUGCAGCUCUUGCUGAGAAUCAGACUUCUAAAGAUUUUGCUCCUGUUAUGAUAGAGACCUUGAGACACAUGUAUGAAUAUGUGCCCACUGCUUUGGACUGGUGGCAUGCAGAGAGGUUCUGUGACCAGCGCUUUGCUCAGCUGCUUUUUGAGCCCCCAGACAGCAAGCAAUCAUCCUUCAGCAAACUGCUGCAGUCCCACCACAUCAGAGGUUCUGUCUGGCUGAACGAAAGGGACGGGGUCCUGCACAAACCAAAAUGGAGACGGAACCAUAUUGUGCCAGUCCUGGUGUUUGGAGUCAAAACAGACACAAAAUAUGUGAAGGUGCUCUCUGACUUCCCAGUGCUGCCUGCUGUCACAGCCUGUGCCCAUCUCCAGUGGGACACCAGGACUCAGGAGAUUGCUACUGUCUUUUCCUAUGCUGUGCCAGCUUUUAUUAACGAAUUCCAGCUCCGUGGCUUUGUUGAUGAGGAAGGCUUUGUCAGAUUUGCUCUCAUUGUCCAUGGGCACCAUUCCCCAUACCUGCCUGUGUUCCGUGCGGAUGGACAGUGGCAUCACUUCUGUGUGACGUGGCAGCAGGAAAAUGGGACCUGGGCCAUCUAUGCUGAUGGUAAAAGGAGGGCAUCGGCCAGCGGCCUGUGUACUGCAGGGCUGGCUGCCCCUCAGGCCAUCUACGGCCAGGGCACUUUCAUAAUUGGGCAGGAUCAAGAUUCCCUGGGGGGCACCUUCAAGGCAAAAGAGUCCUUCAGUGGGAACAUCACGGACUUGCAUAUCUGGCAGAAAGUCCUGAGCAUGGAGCAGAUUGAGAAUGUUCGGUCGUGCUGGAUGGUAGAACAAGAGCUUGUGUUUGGGUGGAGCUUGAAUGCUCUGGAGAUUGAAAGCACUGUUGAGGAAGUGACUGCACAGUUUCUUUGCCCAGGGCCUGUUGAAGAAUGUCGAGUUUUUGAAGUUGGCAGCAGCGCAUUCCGUCACACGUCUUGUUUGCAAUCUUUGCCUUUUAUCUGUCGCUACAGAAAGGAUGCAUAUUGGCAAUUGAAAAAAGCUCAGCUGGAAUCCAGCCAUUUGCUUGUCAGCCAUGUGAACACACUUGCAAAGAGGAUGGUGCAGAUUCCUGAGAACAUCUUUACAAGUAAUGUCCGAGACAUGAACCUCUCUGUCGCUCUCGGUACUCUUGAUGUCCUGGCAACUGUUCUGAGGAAAGAAAUGACACCUGUGGCAUCCUCUGACCUCCUCAUGGUGCUUCAGUUACUAAAGGAAGUUGCUGACGUGGAAGUCCAGGAGAGAGAGGAGCUGGAGAUGCUGGAGCAGUUGGGCCAAUCUUACAUGGAAGUGACUGAGUUAAUCCUGGAAGAGCAGAAUAUUGAAACGUGGUCAUCCAUCAGCCAGGCUGUCGGAGGGCCUAUGGCUGUUGUUGAGCUCUGUGACAGAGUGGUGUCACUUCUGGCCCCACUGCUGACUUCAGGGAGGACAAAGAUCAGAAUCCAGCAUCAAAAUAUUGGGAUAGAGGUCAGGAAGCUGGAGCUGAGCAGUCAGCAGCUGAGCAGUGAGACAUACCUGAUCCAGAGCCCUGAGGAGGACAGGCCUGACUUCAUUGAAAUCCCUGUUGAAGAGAUUCAAAGAUUGAAAGCCAAAGGUCUCCGCAGGGUCACAGUGAAGAACAUGUGGUUUGGCUACAGCUCCCUGCAGCACUGCCUGCCCGGCCCAGGCAGCAGGGCUGCCUUUCAAGACGUGGCCGCCUCCGAUGGAGGACAGAAGUACCUGAGCACUGCGGUGGGCACUGCUGUGAUUUCAUCCACCGUGCUCAGCGAUUACCAGGAGAUAAGCACUUCUGUGCGCUACCAUCUGCAGCACCAUACCCAGGACCUGCCUGAUAAGCUGGUGGGGCCCAUCUGUGCCUUCUGGAACUUCAGCCUCAGCCCGGAUGCUGGUGGGAUGUGGUCAACAGCUGGCUGCUCUGUGGUGACAUCUCUCCCAGAUUCCACUGUCUGUUUCUGCAACCACACCACAAACUUCGCUGUGCUGCUGCAAGUGUAUGAGAUAAAGAGGACCACCAAGGAGGAGCUCACACUGCAAACCUUGACUUUUAUCGGAUGUGGAGUUUCCUUUUGUGCCCUGCUUGUUACCUUCAUUUUAUUCUUGGUGGUUGGUGUCCCCAAGAAUGAACGAACAACUGUACACAAGAACCUGAUCUUUGCAUUAGCUGCAGCAGAAGCUCUGCUCAUGUUCAGUGAAUUGGCCAAGGCCAACCAGGUGCUGUGUUUUCUGGUCACUGCCUUCCUUCAUCUCUCAUUCAUGGCAGCCUUCUCGUGGAUGCUGGUUGAGGGGCUUCUCCUGUGGAGUAAGGUGGUAGCAGUCAACAUGAGUGAAGACAGGAGAAUGAAGUUCUACUACGCGACAGGCUGGGGCCUUCCAGCCAUUAUCGUGGGUGUGACCCUUGCAACUUCCUUCAAUAACUAUGUGGCAGACAACCACUGCUGGCUGAAUGUUCAGACCAAUACCAUCUGGGCCUUUGUUGGGCCUGUUCUCUUCAUCCUGGCAGUGAACACCUUUGUGCUUUUCCGGGUGGUGGUGGUGACUGUGUCCAGUGCUCGCAGGAGGGCAAAGAUGCUGACACCCAACAGCAGCCUGGAGAACCAGAUUGGAAUACAAAUAUGGGCUACAGCCAAACCCAUCUUGGUGCUGCUGCCUGUGCUGGGACUGACAUGGGUGUGUGGGAUUCUUGUCCACCUCAGCAUCAUUUGGGCCUACGUCUUCAUCGUGCUUAACUCCCUCCAGGGCCUUUAUAUAUUCCUGGUCUAUGCAAUCUAUAACAGUGAGGUGCGGAAUGCCAUCCAGAGGAUGAAGGACAAGAAAAAAGCACUCUCAUUCACAAACUGCUCUCAUCCCAUCAACUACUUAUCAAGUCCAAGGAACACCACCUCCUGGGAGACGGGGAAACCGAGUCCUGCAGCUGUGAGUGCCUCUUCAAACCCUGUGCAGAAAGACCCUCCAGUGAAGAACAUCACCAACAGAGGCAACUUUGGAGGCAAAAUUCCCAUGGGGAUUUCAUCAAUCAUGGCACCAGAGAGACCGGCUGUAGAGCUGACAGCAUUCAAAUCCUCAGGUUUCUGAGAGGAGGUUUCUGAGUGCCAUGAAACUGGUGGUUCUUCAAACAGCCAGGAGGAUGGUGGGCAGAGGAGCUGCUUCCCAUGGAGGGCUGCUAACUGUGCUUCUUCUGAGCAUCAUGAAAGCCACGGCAGGACAGGGGCUGCAGGGGGUUCUCACAGGGCCAUUGGGCUCCGUGUGCUGCUGAAGGCACUCCACACAUCCCCAGCACCACAUUGCUGCCAGCGCUGGUUGUGCCACUACCAGAGCUGGUUUCACUUGGAGGAUGUGGUGUGGGAUGCACUGUGCCCAGGGCUGUGCCCACACAGGGGGAGAGCAUCGCUCUGCAGGGCAGGAUUGGUGCUGGGCUGCAUGGGAAGCAUAGGCAUCAGGGAAGACGGCGGCUCGCUUCAAUUCUUUUCUAAACCAGCUGACUUUAAUAGCUUCUUUGGCUGUGUUUUGGACAAGAAAAUCUCCCUUCUCCUCCUGGUUUCCCAUCUGGCUGGUUGCUCCCCCCUCCAGCUGGCGUUAUGUACUCCCUCCAUUCUGUGCCUUGGACUGCUUCUCCUGUUACUUUAUAGUGUGUAGAGCGCAUGAAACGUGGUUUUUUUUCCUGGUUAUGAUGACAGUAAAUGCUGAUUUUUAAAGGCAGCCUUCUCUCCCUGUAAUUUGU
This is a messenger RNA of Centrocercus urophasianus (Greater sage-grouse), 3833 nucleotides long. RefSeq names its product adhesion G protein-coupled receptor D2 (gene ADGRD2). Gene Ontology annotation, cellular component: membrane. Gene Ontology annotation, biological process: cell surface receptor signaling pathway; adenylate cyclase-activating G protein-coupled receptor signaling pathway. The transcript has 25 exons. Gene Ontology annotation, molecular function: G protein-coupled receptor activity. The record is from RefSeq and is a predicted model, not a curated record. Lineage: Eukaryota; Metazoa; Chordata; Aves; Galliformes; Phasianidae. Bases 5 to 3187 code for a protein of 1060 amino acids.